Messenger RNA from Arabidopsis thaliana (thale cress), 1059 nucleotides. RefSeq names its product F-box family protein. The record is from RefSeq and is marked reviewed. Lineage: Eukaryota; Viridiplantae; Streptophyta; Magnoliopsida; Brassicales; Brassicaceae. The transcript has 2 exons. The coding region runs from base 1 to 1059 and encodes 352 amino acids.
AUGGCUUUGAUUCACAAACGUCAAGCUCUCAAUUCUAGGGGGGUGGAUUGGUCGGAGCUUCCUGAGGAUGUGAUCAGAUUGGUUCUGCGACGGCUGAGACUCUCGGAUUUUCAUCGAGCUAGGGCGGUUUGUUCCACUUGGUGUAGGGUUUGGGGAGACUGUGUCUCCAAACCUAAUCAGGUUCCGUGGCUAAUUCUUUUCCCUGAUCCAGCACAAAUCAGACGCAGUUGCAUGUUGUACAAUCCACAGGAAGAAGAAAACGUUUACACAAUUCAAGACCUUGGUGUGGAUCCUUGCCUUGCAAGUUGCGGCACCUGGCUCCUCGCUCUUUUCAGCGUACUCUACAGAAAAGGUCAUUUUGCAAGCAAAGCCGAGAUGAUGGGAUACCCUAGUACUGAUAAGGCAGUUGUGUGGAUAGACGAGAAAACUAAAGACUACGUAGUUGCUUGCAGCUGGGGUGGAGACAAGCAUGCAGCCUUUUGCAAGAAAGGCGAUUGUGAAUGGCGCCAGAUUCCUCCUUUGUUGGGGUGUAGUGAUAUUGCCCUCAAGGACCACAAACUUUACAUUUACUAUGAGGAUGGUAGCAUCGGAAUCUCGGAUUUGAAGUUUGUAACAAAAACUGCUCAUGUUCAGCUCUAUCCCUUUCGCUUCCGCUUGGGAUCUUUUAGCCCUUAUGAUACAAUUUGGACAGACUAUCUUGACUGGAAGACCAACAUAGUAAUCACCAUCUCUGGAGAUUUUUUGAUGGUUGGCUGCGUUCUUAAACGUCGUGACCUUUCCUGGCUUUUUCGUGGCGACCAGGCCGUGAUCUUGGAUCUAGGUAUCACCGUGCAAGCAUCCUCCGAUAUCCAAGGUAUUACCAGAAACUCCACCUAUUUCAGCGGUCUUCCAUCUAGCCAAAAGGAUGUCUUCGUCUUCAAUCUCUCCUCCCAGAAGGUUCAACGCCUUUCGUCUUCUUCUAUCUCCUCCAGACCAUUCUCUAAUGCUCGCUGGCUCUUCCCCACUUCUUACUUCACAAUGAUACUCUUUCCAAACAUUUUCGUUUUUGUUCAACUUUAA